Paralichthys olivaceus (Japanese flounder) is the source of this 2233-nucleotide messenger RNA. It is a transcript of the gene polr1g, whose product is annotated as RNA polymerase I subunit G. The record is from RefSeq and is a predicted model, not a curated record. Gene Ontology annotation, molecular function: RNA binding. Gene Ontology annotation, biological process: transcription by RNA polymerase I. NCBI's taxonomy places the organism in Eukaryota, Metazoa, Chordata, Actinopteri, Pleuronectiformes, Paralichthyidae. Gene Ontology annotation, cellular component: RNA polymerase I complex.
AGAGUUCAUCCUGUGUCAACACAUGUGCGUCUCCCGCAGCAGCCACGAGACCGGCGCCAGGAAACUGUUUCACUUCAGCGGUUUAAGGUUCAUUUACCUUGAAUAAAGUCAAUAAAAUGCCCAAAGACAUUUCAUCUUCAUCCAGUGAGGAGGAAGAAGAGAACCAAGCUGCAGAAACACAACACAAACAACACGAGAAGAAGAAAACCAGGUACCAGUGUCCCGCUGACUUUGUGUCUUUCUGCCAUGCACCCUGCAGCAGCACACUAACAGAGAGUCUGAGGAACAACAAUAACGAGUUAUGGCUCAUUAAAGCUCCAGCCAACUUUAAUCCAGAAUGUUUCAGUGGCAUCAAGGUUCCUCUCUCAGGUCUGGAUACCGUGGAGGUUCCCACUGCAGCAGGCGGAGCCACGACUGCAAGCAGCCAGCAGAUCUACAGCAUCCUGGCGUCCUCCCACGGCACCUCAGAGCUCCACUUGCUCACCAGCGACAAGCAGUCAUCAGAUGGCGUCGUUUUUGGUCCUGCUUUUUCAGGCUUGCUAAAUGUGUGUGAGAGCUACGGGAACACCAGCGCUAACUGGGCUCCUCAGGUCAUCCCCACAGCUCCUGCACCCUCCAUACCACUGGGGCUGAAACAGCGAUUCCAACCCUUUGGCAGCAAAACUCCCAUGCUGACCUGCGUGGCAGAGAACGAAGUGGACGGAGCUGCCUUUGGGCCCUCAUCUACAACUCUCCAACCCCUGGUAGUCAAACGAUUCAUAGAGGAAGCAGGAAUUGAGGAAGAGGGAGAGGGGAAGAGGAAGAAGAAGAAGAAAAAGAAAGAAAAGCAGAUAAAGAUGGAGCGAGAGGGGUCAGAGGAGUUGGUGAAAGUGGAAGCUGAAAUUCAGGAUGAAGUGAUGACGGAGCUCCCAGAGGAGAAGAGGAAGAAGAAGAAGAAGAAGAAGGACAGGGACCGAGAGGCGGUGGAAGAGGGGCUGGAGCCCAGUCUGGCGGUAAAAGUUGAAGAGGUAACGGUGAAAUGUGAACCAAUGGACCCUUUGUAUGGCGAUGAAGUGGAAGGAUUGGUAAAGAAGAAGAAAAAGAAGAAGAAAAGCAAGACUGAUGAUGACUAGUCUGUUGUCUUUUUGUUUAGUUUUGACUUACUAAAAUCGCCUUGGAGUCCAUUUCGUUAUGAAGUUCUUUUCAGACAUGAAUUCCGGAGGAUUGGCUCCAGACUUCCGCUGGCAUUUUCUUCCAGACAUUAACAGCUCAGACAUGUUCACAACAGCACAGACAUCUCCUGGUGAGAGGUGGUGCAGCAGACGGAGGCUGGAGGUUGCUGUGGAGAUCACAUUUUCGUUUAAAGCACAUCAACACCAGCGUCGACUCUCAUCACCAAAAACUAUGAUAUCUUCACCAGUGUCUUCUAAAUGUGUUGCUCCACGUUUUCAUCCUGAGAUAUUUUAUGCUUCUUUUUUCAGUUUUGCAUUGUUGGAUAUUAGGAAUUCCGUCAAAACACCCACUCGCUUGCAGUUAAUCCUCCGGAGCUUCUCCUGCUAUGUUCUCACAUGAGCUCUCUCAAACACUGUCCAGAGUUUUCAUUAGGGGCCUGGCAGGAGAAACUGUGGAGAAUGUCAGGAGCCUCUCACAGACAUUUUCGUUGUCACAUACAGCCCCUCUGGAGAAUGUCUGGAGUUCAGUGCAGGUCUGAAAGAAGCUUAAUUCAGUCCAUGUUAUUGAUAGUUGAGAGAUUACAUAAUGCAAAACUUGUUUUUGCAGGACAUUGUAGUUUGGAAAAAAGGAGAAAAAACAUCUUGAAUCAGUUAAAUUCUGACACAAAUUAUAAAGUGGAUGCAUUCCAGCAUCUUCAAAUCCAAUGUUCAUAUAAUCCUGAGCUCAGUAUUACACACGAAGCAUGUGUGCAGCUGCAGGCGACUAAGAGUGAAGGGUAAUGAGAGCAUACAGGAGGAAUUUCUGUGUUUUCCACCAUUGUCUGUCAAGUCGUGGUCGAUUGUCCUGGACUGUGUUUCUGUGUUUGUGUACAUAUUUACGUUACUGGGUGAAGUAACGUCACCGGUUUGGCUGCAGAUUCAGAAAAACCAGAGCGGAUACGAUGACAGAAUAAUGGUUCUGUGUCACGUAAGGCUGUUAGUAGCUGGAGCUGAGUCACAUGUACUGGAGGAAUUACAUGUGUGCAGGAAAAUACAUGUUGGAGAACAAACUCAAAAGUGAUUAAAUGAAUUGAGAGAAAAAA